AUGGGUUCUCUUCCUCAUGUAGUUGAAGAUUGCUUUGGUCUCUUGAAGCUCUAUAGUGAUGGCUCUAUUUCACGCUCAACCAACAUAAACUUAAACAUCCCUAUCGUUGAUGAUGGCUCCGUUCUUUGGAAAGACUACCUGUUUGACAAGCACCACAAUCUUCACCUACGCCUUUACAAGCCCACAUUGGCUUCAUUCACCAAGCUUCCUGUCUUAUAUUACAUUCAUGGCGGCGGUUUCUGCUUCGGGUCACGUAAUUUUCCCAACUUCCACAACAUAUGUCACCGCCUUGCAUCCGGGCUUGGAGUCCUUGUAGUCGCACCGGACUAUAGGCUUGCGCCAGAGCAUAGGCUUCCGGCAGCCAUAGAUGAUGCAAUGAGUUCUCUAAAAUGGUUACAAACCCUAGCCAUGCAUGGCGGCAUUGGUUGUGAUACGUGGUUGGGUGAUGGGGUUGUGGACUUUGAUAGGGUUUUUGUAAUGGGUGACUCUUCUGGUGGGAACGUGGCUCACCAUGUAGCAGUUAGGCUUGGUAUGGGUUUAGUUGAAUUGGAGCCAGUUCGGAUGAGAGGUUAUGUGCUCUUGGCUCCAUUUUUUGGUGGGAGUGUGAAGACUAGGUCCGAGGAAGAGAGGCCAUGUGAAGUAUUUUGGAAUUUGGACAUGUAUAACAGGUUUUGGAGGUUGUCUCUUCCAAUUGGAGGCGCUAAAGACCACCCCUUGAUGAAUCCAUUUGGUCCAUCUAGUCCCAAGCUAGCAGAAGUGAACCUGAAUCCAAUGUUGGUGGUGGUAGGCAGCGAUGAAAUUUUGAAAGACAGGGUCGAGGACUAUGCAAAAAAGUUGAAGGAGUUGGGAAAGAAAAUUGAGUACGUAGAGUUUGAAGGAAAGCAACAUGGUUUCUUCACGGAUCAUCCAUUUUCAGAAGUGGCAGAGAGAGUGAUACAAAUUAUCAAAGGUUUCGUGGCUGAAAAUUCCGAUUAA
Messenger RNA from Quercus lobata, 975 nucleotides. RefSeq names its product probable carboxylesterase 15. NCBI's taxonomy places the organism in Eukaryota, Viridiplantae, Streptophyta, Magnoliopsida, Fagales, Fagaceae. Gene Ontology annotation, molecular function: hydrolase activity. Bases 1 to 975 code for a protein of 324 amino acids. The transcript has 2 exons. The record is from RefSeq and is a predicted model, not a curated record.